This is a messenger RNA of Pseudo-nitzschia multistriata, 1839 nucleotides long. The record is from the annotation of a GenBank genome assembly. NCBI's taxonomy places the organism in Eukaryota, Bacillariophyta, Bacillariophyceae, Bacillariales, Bacillariaceae.
CAGAGUACAGAACGGUACAAGCGGUGUUAGUUUCGAUCGGAGAGAGCCGACUCUGCUUCUGCACAGGGAAACGAUACACCCAAGCAACCAAAGCAUCGAACACAAGGGCAAGCUUGCAUUGCACCACGAAAAUCCACCAAGAUGUUGGGACGAACCGCCGCCGCUCGUCUCGCGCAGCGAGGUGCCCGUUGUUCUCCCGCUGCCCACCGCCGGGCCUUCGGGUCGACCACCAGCCUCGGCGCCACGCCGCCCGGGGACGACAAGCCGGAUCUCUUCCUGCCCAAAAUCACCGACCGGAGACUGAACGAGGGCGGACCGGGUGGUCGCCAGUCCAACGCCGAUCUGAGGGUCGCCAUUUUUGGUGCCACGGGAUUCAUCGGCAAGCACCUUUGCCACCAGCUCGGUACGUAUCGUCUCUCUCGUCCCGCACGGUUGCGUCACACGCACCACUCGUGGAAUCCAAUCAAUAGACAGACAGACAGAUAGACAGAUUGAUUGAUUGAUUGACAAACAGCACGCUGGCGAAUUUUCGUUUCGGAUCCCUCUCGAUUUCGAGAGAUUUAUACUCUCUAAUGGAUCGGGGGAUAUCAACUGUCGGCGUACGAUAGGAAGUUUUCGCACGGUACUUUUUGAUGCCAACUGUCCCUAACUUGAAAUGGUGUCAUGCCAAUUUUGUUUGUUUUGGUUCUGCGAUUCUACUAAAAUUCGAAACUUCGUCGCGUGUUGUCUUCCAUCUUGGGCCUCUGCUGUUGACCUUUCAUGCGUUCCAGGGCACAAUGGUGCCUACGCAUACAUCGGAAACCGAGGUGACGAGGCCGAACACCGAGAACUGAAACCGAUGUUCGAUUUGGGACACACCCGGUUCGUAUUUUACAGCCCAAACGACGUCGACUCCAUGAGGGAAGUCAUUGGGGAUGCAGACAUUGUCAUCAACCUGAUCUCAAAAACCUAUGCGUCGGGACAACCGGUCCAAACCGACAAAUUCCCUUUUAUCGGUUGGCAAACCAACCAUUCCCUCGAGGAUGUCAACGUCAGAAUCGCGAAACAAAUCGCGGAACUCUGCGUAGAGAUGCAGGUCGAUAACCUCAUCCACGUAUCCGCCCUGGGCAUUUCCGAGGACCACCCCUCGGAGUGGGCCCGCACCAAGUGGGCCGGGGAACAAGCCGUACGCGAAACCUACCCGUGGGCCACGAUCGUCCGCCCGACCCAGUUGUUCGGAAGCGAGGACAAAUUUCUCCACUAUUUUGCAAACAUGUCGAAGAUGUACGGCUUCAUUCCGGUCUGCGGGGAUGGUUCGGUACUGACGCAACCCGUCUGGGCCCCCGAUGUUGCAAAGACGAUUUCUCGCAUCACCGACGCUCCCGAGAAAUUCCAGGGCCGCACCGUCGAUUGCUUCGGUCCCUCCGAUUAUACCUACGAGGAACUCGGAAAGUUUGUUUUGGACCUCACGGAACAAGACAAGAAGAUCAUGCACAUUCCGGAGAAGCAGUAUAUCAUGAUGGCGAAGGCGUUGGGCUACCAAUCCUUUGUGUCGUUCAACGAAGACAUGGCAAAGUUAUGGAGCAGAGAUAUCGUCCCACCCAUGACACAAGAAGAAUACAGGAACCAGCCAGAGGAAGGAAAAAUUCUUACCAUGGAAGAUAUUGGAAUUACCGCAACUCCAAUCGAGAAAGAGGCAUUCAGUUACCUUCAUCGAUUCCGAACUGCUGGUCAUUUCGGACGCGUCGACGGAUACCAUUGAGUCUAAGGUACUAGUUGUGUUCAUUGACCCUCGUAAAUCAAAACGCAAACUCUACACGUUAGUUAAGGAGUACCGUAAAAUAAAAAUCUACCAAAAUU